AUGAGACUCCUCUCCUGUCGUUCUCCUGGCCUGCGGCCGUUCCUUCUGUCAUGCGUCGUCGUGCUCACAUUUGCUUCCAAAAUCUUACAUAUUCUUCAGCAUCUUCGCAGCGUUCCCAGUUGGUCGUUUUUCUUAUAUCUACCCACUUUUUUUGUAUCGGAUUUCCUUGUUUCUAUCUUUGCAUGGCUGGCGUUGUCAAAACUUUCGGGUUCAUGGGGUGUUGCUGGGUCGGUCGUUGUUGCAUUCUUAGGUGUCAUUGACCUCGGCGCCGUUUCGUCACAAUUUGGUUUUUUCUAUGUCACUGGUGCCGAGGUACGAUGGAGUGCCGCAUCAAGCCUGGCCACUGACACUGCAGGACUCAAACUGCUACUGAGCGGUUUGAUGCCUGUUUUUGCCUUUGGCACUCUUCUACUUGCUCUCUGCUGGACAUUGGCACCUCUGAUCACUCUGAUCUUCGAUUCAUGGCUCUUGGCUAUCGGCGAUGGCUUUAUCGGAUUGUCAUAUCGCUCGCGCAAAUACCUUCCUCUCGCCAACGAACCCAAACAGCCACCACAGCGGAGAUGUACAGCGCUAUUUCUUACCGUGGUUGGUUUCAUCGCUAUUCUCUGCCUCGACAUAUCUCGUCCACAUGUGCCAUACGACCAUAUGUCUGGGACAGUUCCGUUCACAGUCGCAGAAGCCUUGCAGAAUAAGAACCGAACUUGUCUCUCGACAAAGCAACAACCGUUUCCACUAUCCGAUUUGGUUGCGCCCAACUUAUGGGAGCCUAAGGAUGGUCGAUACAAGGGUUGGAAACCGGGUUAUCAAUCUUUUGUAGCUGAUGUUGCAACGACACCAUCAUGGGCUCCUGAAACCUGGCCCGUAGGAUUUGGACGAUGGGCAGAUUCAACAAACAAUACUCUCUUAUCUGUGACUGAUGUCGAAUGUCCCGGCGGUAACUCUUUACACCACACGUACGACCCUGUCGUGGAUCCUAUGCGCAUCACCAACCUAGAUCUUGAGGUGCUGGCUCCUGUUCAGAAAGCAUUGAAAGACCACGCAGUGCCAAUCAAACAUGUAUUUUUGAUCGAGAUGGAAAGUGCACGAAAGGAUAUCUUCCCGUUGAAAUCGGAUUCACAUCUUUACCGGCAGAUUAUUGCAGCCCAUGCAUCGGCGAGUGAGGAAGAUCUUCAGGAACUCAAGUCAAGAUUGGCUGCCAUGACCCCGGUUGCUGAGCAAAUCACUGGCGAAUCUGGAAAUUUUGACCUGGAGUCUGUCGAAUUGCGAAACAACCUCACCGCUGAGUCGUGGAAGGAUCCGUCGGCGCCAGGAAUGGGCGGUAUCAACGUACUCGGCACGGUCACUGGAAGCAGUCUUUCUUUCAAGAGCGUUGUAGGCAGCCACUGUGGCGUGGGACCUAUUCCGGUCGAUUUUAUGUUUGAAACCGAUGCCGAGAUCUAUCAGCCUUGCAUCAUGCAUAUCCUGAAGCUAUUCAAUGAACUCAAAAAGGAAGGUCAAGAAGCGUCAACGGAUAUGCGCAAGCAAAAAUGGCGAUCUGUCUUCAUGCAGUCAAUCACUGGCGAGUUUGAUAACCAGAGAAAGUUGAACGAACAAAUGGGAUUUGACCAAUCGAUUUUCAAAGAGAACAUUAACUCCAGGUCCGCAAAGCACUGGCAUGAAGGCAUGAAGGAGAUCAACUACUUUGGAUACGAGGAACCAGAAAUCUAUCCCUACCUCAAAGAUACCAUCGAAGAGGCCAAGGCAAAUGGAGAAAGGUUGUUUUUGUCGCACUUCACGAGUACUACACAUCAUCCCUGGGGACUGCCGUCAGAAAUUCAAGUCGAGGAUUACUGGCCUCACAACCGCUUUUCGUCGGAGCACCAGCCUAGCAACAAGUACCUCAAUACUGUCCAUUAUGUCGACAAAUGGCUUGGCAAUGUUAUGCAAAUCAUUGAAGAAGCUGGAAUUGCCAAUGAGACAUUGGUUGUUUUUGUCGGUGAUCAUGGACAAGCCUUUGCCGAAGAUUCUCAUAUCAUUGGAACCUUUGAGAAUGGGCAUAUUAGUAACUUUCGAGUUCCUCUGGUUUUCCGCCACCCACUACUCCCCCGUCUUGAGGUGCAUGCCAAUGCUUCCUCCAUGUCUAUUUUGCCUACAAUCCUUGAUCUCUUGAUCAACACAAAUUCACUGGAUGAUGUUGACAAGAAUGCUGCGUCCGACUUGAUUCAUGAAUACGAAGGUCAAUCGUUAUUGCGGCCGUACAAGGAAAGUCACAACGGUCGGCAAGCGUGGAACAUGGGCAUCAUCAACACUGGCGGUACCAUGUUGAGCGUGGCGUCAGCAGCAGCUCCUUAUAGACUUAUUCUUCCUCUGACCCGUGAAUUUACUUUUAUUUUCUCGGAUCUGUCCCAAGACCCGAAUGAGACGGAUGUCGUAGAGGACUGGGACUUUCAUUCCUUGCUUCAUACCGUCAAGAGAAAGUAUGGCAAUGAUGCAGCUCACUGGCUCAGCGAAGCAGAAAAAGUAGGAAGAUGGUGGGUAGAUGAGAAAAAGCGGCUUUGGAAUUACCAUGAUUGA
Talaromyces marneffei is the source of this 2553-nucleotide messenger RNA. RefSeq lists its product as uncharacterized. The transcript has 3 exons. The record is from RefSeq and is a predicted model, not a curated record. Bases 1 to 2553 code for a protein of 850 amino acids. Lineage: Eukaryota; Fungi; Ascomycota; Eurotiomycetes; Eurotiales; Trichocomaceae.